AUGGCAACGCGGAGGACGCAUACUAAGAUCACCGGUGCCCCGGACUACAAUGAUCCGGAAUUCUGGAAUCACCGGUUUGCGACCGGUCGAGAUGCCUGUGAAUGGCUCAAUUCGGGCGAAGCACUGAUUGAUAUCGUCUUGUCUAAUUUGGAGCACAAACCUGGUUUUGAAGGUUCAACUCCCCGCGUCUUGCAUUUGGGCCCAGGUAUCUCGCAACUCGGCGUGAGGUUACGAGAUGCCUGCCAUGAGCGCCAGUGGGCUGGAAAUGGCAUAGUUGUUGGUUCCCUCCCCCAUCCCAUCCUGUCAUCACAGCCGCUGCGAUGCUGUGGUGAACGUGGACGAACCUUCAAUUUCUUCGUACAGCCUUCUUGCUUACACUGUUUCUGCUCACAGAAUGCUGAUUUCUCCUUCGAAGCGGUCCGAUUGGGAAGAGAGGCCGAACGCAACCACCCCCCCGCCAAGGCCAUGCAUUGGCAUCAAACCGACCUGCUCUCGUGGGCGGACGUCGCUGCGCUUUCUUGCUUCGCCCCCUUCGAUGUGAUCCUUGACAAAAGCACCAGUGACGCAAUCGCUACUUUCGAUGACCAGACUUUCUCGGCAUCAGCCGAUCAUUCGCAGGUGUCUCCAGUUGUCCAAGAGAUUCUUUCCAGAGACGUCACGGUCGCAAUGUCCCCAGUCGAAUUACUUGCCUUACAUCUUGUGCCAUUGACACGUAAGGAAACAACCUGGAUUGCUUUAUCUUACUCUACCAUCCGAUUUGAUAAUCUCCCUCUCCUGGCAGAGUAUUGGACAUUGCGAUCUCGCACGGCUUUGAAAGCACCACCUGGUCUCGUAUCUUCCUCCGCUUAUGCCCCCGAGGUAUACCACUGGAUAUAUAUACUAGACCGAAAGUAA
Messenger RNA from Penicillium macrosclerotiorum, 894 nucleotides. RefSeq lists its product as uncharacterized. NCBI's taxonomy places the organism in Eukaryota, Fungi, Ascomycota, Eurotiomycetes, Eurotiales, Aspergillaceae. The record is from RefSeq and is a predicted model, not a curated record. The coding region runs from base 1 to 894 and encodes 297 amino acids. The transcript has a single exon.